Messenger RNA from Odobenus rosmarus divergens (Pacific walrus), 1331 nucleotides. It is a transcript of the gene ZP3, whose product is annotated as zona pellucida glycoprotein 3 (sperm receptor). Gene Ontology annotation, cellular component: extracellular matrix. Gene Ontology annotation, biological process: binding of sperm to zona pellucida; egg coat formation; positive regulation of acrosome reaction. Lineage: Eukaryota; Metazoa; Chordata; Mammalia; Carnivora; Odobenidae. The record is from RefSeq and is a predicted model, not a curated record. Gene Ontology annotation, molecular function: acrosin binding. Bases 32 to 1312 code for a protein of 426 amino acids. The transcript has 8 exons.
GGGGUUACCAGGGUGAGUGACUAGAGGAGCCAUGGGGCUGAGCCAUGGGCUCUUCAUCUGCUUUCUGCUCUUGGGAGGCGCGGAGCUGUGCUAUCUCCAGACCACUUCUCAGCGUGAGACCUACUACUCAUUGCCACCUAGGCCCCCCGUGGUGGUGGAGUGUCUGGAGGCCCAGCUGGUGGUCACUGUCAGCAAAAACCUUUUUGGUACUGGGAAGCUCGUCAGACCUGCAGACCUCACCCUGGGUCCAGAGAACUGUGAACCCCUGGUCUCUAUGGACGCGGAUGAUGUGGUCAGGUUUGAGGUCGGGCUGCACGAGUGCGGCAACGGGGUGCAGGUGACGGACAGUGCUCUGGUGUACAGCACCUUCCUGCUCCACAGCCCCCGUCCUGAGGGAAACCUGUCCAUCCUGAGGACUAACCGCGCUGAGGUUCCCAUCGAGUGCCGCUAUCCCAGGCACAGCAACGUGAGCAGCCAGGCCAUCCUGCCCACCUGGGUGCCCUUUAGGACCACGAUGCUCUCAGAGGAGAAGCUGGUUUUCUCUCUCCACCUGAUGGAGGAGGACUGGGGCUCUGAGAAACGGUCCCCCACCUUCCAGCUGGGAGACAUCGCCCACCUCCAGGCCGAAGUUCACACUGGUAGCCACGUGCCACUGCGGCUGUUCGUGGACCACUGCUUGGCCACGCUGACACCCGACCGGAACGCCUCCCCUCAUCACACCAUUGUGGACUUCCACGGCUGUCUUGUGGACGGUCUUUCUGAUACCUCUUCUGCCUUCAGAAGGCCCAGACCCAGGCCAGAGACUCUGCAGUUCACAGUAGACAUGUUCCACUUUGCUAAUGACUCCAGAAACACGAUCUAUAUCACUUGUCAUCUGAAGGUCACUCCGGCUGACCAAGUCCCGGACCAGCUAAACAAAGCCUGUUCCUUCAUCAAGUCCACCAAGAGGUGGUACCCUGUAGAAGGCACGGCUGACAUCUGUCACUGUUGUAACAAAGGCAGCUGUGGCCUUCGAGGCCGUUCCAGGAGGCUGUCCCGCCUAGAGAGAAGGCAGCACAAGUCUGCUUCCCGAGCCCGGAGUCGAAGGCACGUGACUGAAGAAGCAGAGAUCACCGUGGGGCCUCUGAUCUUCCUGGGAAAGGCUGGUGAUCGUGGCGUGGAGGGGUCCGCCUCUCCUCACACCUCUGUGAUGCUGGGCUUAGGCCUGGCCACGGUGGUAUCCCUGACUCUGGCUACCAUUGGCCUGGUCCUUGCCCGGAGGCACCAUUCUGCUUCUCGCUCAGUGAUAUGCCCUGUGUCUGUUCCCCAAUAAAGGAAGAAAGUGAGCUCUG